Messenger RNA from Blepharisma stoltei, 234 nucleotides. The record is from the annotation of a GenBank genome assembly. Lineage: Eukaryota; Ciliophora; Heterotrichea; Heterotrichida; Blepharismidae.
AUGGAAAGCAUUAUGCGUUUAGACACAAAAGUUACUGAGUUUGUUUUAGAGGACGCUUUAAGUCUUGAGCAAGUUUGCUAUCUUUAUAAUUCUCUUCACUCACACGGCUACUGCAUCUAUGAAUUAGAAGAAUAUGUCACAAAAAUCAUUGAAGAUUUUAGCACAAAACUAAAUCCAAAAGAAAUUUCUCUUCUCAUUAAGGGAUUGAAUUAUUGACUUUAUUGGAAAAUUUAG